UAAUAUAUCGUAACUUCCUUUUAAAAUCAUGCCACUCGCAUUCCACCAGGGAUAACACAUGCGUAUUAAAUAAUACAGAAAUUUAAAGAUGCGAAUUGAAAAAUGUUACUUUUGUUCGGGACCUGUGUAUCCCGGGCACGGUACGAUGUUUGUGCGGAACGAUUGCAAGACGUUCAGGUUUUGUAAAUCAAAAUGCCUCAAAAACUUCAAGAAGAAGCGUAACCCAAGAAAGACCAGAUGGACCAAGGCUUUCAGGAAAGCAUCUGGCAAGGAAUUGACAGUGGAUAACUGCUUGGAGUUCGAGAAGCGCAGAAAUGUGGCCGUCAAGUACCAGAGGGAAUUGUGGAGCAAGACAGUGGAGGCAAUGAGGAAGGUGGAAGGAAUAAAACGGAAACGACAGGCCCAGUUCAUCUUCAACAGACUGAAGAAGGGCAAGCAGUUGGAAAAGGAGGAAGCCAUCAGUGAAGUGAAGAAGAACAUUCACCUCAUCAAAGCCCCACAUGCAGGCAAAGCCAAGGUUAUGGAGGAGAAGAUGGUGCAGAAGUUACAAGAUGUGGAAAUGGGUGACGAUUAGCAAGUCCUUAUUGGGGCUCUGCUGAAAUAGAGACCUACAAAGCAACCACGGGCUCUAUUCAUAACAUCCAUAGACUUUCCUUUACCAUAAUCUGGACAACAUUCUGUGAAGAAACAAUCAUAUAUAUAUAUAUAUAGCACUGCAACCCAGUGCAGUUCUGGGGUGCUAACACAUUUACAUUUACAUUUAAGUCAUUUAGCAGACGCUCUUAUCCAGAGCGACUUACAAAAUUGGUGCAUACACCUUAUGGCAUCCAGUGGAACAGCCACUUACAUCAAAAUCUUUUUUUUGGGGGAGAAGGGGGGUGAGAAGGAUUACUUACCCUUACUUAACACAAUAUUAAACACUUUGAAAAUAAUUUUGUGGAGUGUUGUCAAAUGAUGGAUUGAAUAAAGUAUUGUGUCCUGA
Messenger RNA from Oncorhynchus keta (chum salmon), 982 nucleotides. RefSeq names its product probable ribosome biogenesis protein RLP24. Gene Ontology annotation, biological process: ribosomal large subunit biogenesis. The transcript is spliced from 6 exons. The record is from RefSeq and is a predicted model, not a curated record. The coding region runs from base 89 to 574 and encodes 161 amino acids. Lineage: Eukaryota; Metazoa; Chordata; Actinopteri; Salmoniformes; Salmonidae. Gene Ontology annotation, cellular component: nucleolus.